UUUACAACCAACUUUAUCAAUUAGCUAUUUUAAUUAUACCACCAAUCCACCAAUCCAUCCAACCAACUAACCAUCCAACCUACCACCUGGUAACUAUAACUACCAUCUCAUCCAUCCACAAUACCCAUCUUAACCCAUCCCAUCCAUAGAUCCCAUAUCGUACGUCUCAUAUCUAUAGACAACUAUCAUCUAAUUAGCCGAUCUAUCUAUUAGAUAGCUAUCUUUACCUUUUACCUCCCCUUAUCUUGAUUCAACUGUCAAUAUUACUAAUCAAGAUAACAUCAUAUCUAAUAACCAUCCCAUCCAACUUAUACUCAAUCUAAUCCAAUCAUAGUCCAUACUAAUAUCAUCCACGCUCUCCCUCCCAGUCAAGACACAAGAUCUUUGUUCGUAAAUCUGCAUAACUCAUAAUCAACUACCACCAUUCAUUCAUCCAUCCAUCAUGAGAAGAAGAGAUCCCUAUAACUCAAAUCUAAAUCCUCAGAUAGAUGAUGACUUGAACAACUCACGAGCUUACAGCUCGUAUUUGGAUGAUGAUGAUACAACCAGUGUCAACUCCCAUAAUCUUAAUAAUUCAUCUUCCAUCAAUAGUACUUCCAAGACUUCGUUCCUACAAAUGAAAGCAAAGUUUAAACCAAGAUCAAAUCAUAAUAGUCAUAAUAAUUCCAGUUAUUUAAAUCCUACUAAUACCAAUUACAGUAAUGAUAAUCUAAGUGAUAAUUCAUCCACUGAUUCAGCAAGUAUAUUAAGUGGUGGAACUUUAAAUACUACAGGAACUUCAAGAAGGCAAAGUUUGGGUAAUACUUUAUCCAAGACUUUCACUAAUAGAUCAGCAAGUUCGACUAGUAUAGUACCAGGUCCUCAAAUAACAAAUUCAAAUCAUAAUAGAAAUGCAUCAACUUAUAGUAUAUCAACCAUUCAACAUAAUAAUAAUAAUAAUAAUAAUACCAAUACCAAUACCAAUACUAAUCAUACCAAUAAUAUAAAUAACAAUAAUCCACCCAUAAUUAAUAAUAGUAACCCUUAUGAUAUACCCACCAGUUUAUCAUCGCCCACUGGUGCCAUCAAUAAACGAAUAAAACCAUCCGUAUUAAGUCGAAAAUCAACUGUUUCAUCAAUGGUAUCACCAGGAGCAACCAUAAUAUCAAAACCUUCCUUAGUUCCUUCAAUUACCAACGAUUCAAUAGUUGGCAAUAAUAAUUCAUCAUCAUCUUCUUCAUCAUCAUUUCAUUUGGAAAAACCACAUCUGAUUUAUGAAAUUGAUAAAUUAUUUCGGGAAUUGAUGGAAAAGAGAGAUUUUAGAUCAUUACCUCAAAAUGCAAAGAAUGAAAUGAUAAAUUAUAGUCCUGAUAAAAAAUGGAUGUUAAUUUAUCAAGAUGCUUUAACUGAACAUAAACGUCAAGAAAGAACUACUAAAAAUAAAGAAGAAAAUUCAUCUCCCGAUUUUUAUAGUCGAAAAUUGGUAUCAAAAACAAUAACUGCUUUACAAUUAAAGAAUUUAUGGGUAUCAUUAAGAACUGAACCUAUAGAUUGGGUUAGAGAAUUCAUAUUUGAUUAUCAAGGUGAUGCUUUAUUAUCAACAUAUUUAACUAAAGUUCAAGAACAAAUAAACCAACUGGAAUCUCUUGAUAUUCAUGAUACUUUAUUUGAUAAAGAAUUUAAUACUUUAAAAGCAUUAAAUUGUUAUAUGAAUCAAAAAUUAGGUGCAGAAAGAGUUAAAACCGAUGUUACCAUGUAUGUUAAAGCUGUAUCUGGAUCCUUAUUAACUCCUAGACUUUUAACUAGAAAGAUUGCAGCUGAAUCUUUAACCUUUAUGAUAGCGUACCAUCGUGAUGAAUCAGCUGGAAAUGAUAAAUACCAUAAGAUUUUAAAAGCUUUGGAUACCAUACCAUUAAAACCAUAUUUUGAAUUUGAUCAAGAUUCAACUUCAACAACAGUAAUAACUUCAACUAAAAAUGGAAGAUUAAUAAGAAAAUCAGCUCAACAAUUUGUUUAUAAACGUUUUGAAUUAUGGUUAAGAUUAGUUGAAAAAACUUUAGAUGGUAAAGGUAAAUAUUUAAAUUCAGUAGUUGGUGCUAGUGAAGAAUUAAAGUAUGCUCAAUCCAGUUCCAAUGGAAGUAUAGAAAAUCAAUUAUCAGAAUAUUGUUUAAGUAAUAUGAUGUUGAUUAAUGCCUUAGUUGAUUUUGCCAAUGAUUCAAAUUCAAGAUUUCGUUUACGUUCACAAUUUACAGCUGCAGGUAUAGAUCGAUUAUUGGAAAAAUUUCAACGUUUAAAUUAUGAAAGUUUAACUAAACAAUGUUCAAAGUAUAUUCAAUUUGCUGCUGAUGAUGCAGCUGAUUUAAGAACUAAAGAUCAAUUUGAUGAAAAUUUGGAUUUUAAUAAUCCAGUGGAAAUCAUUCAAUCAUUAUGGAAUCAAGUUAAAAGUAGUGAAUCAGAAGGUUAUUUCAUAAGUGCAAUGCAAAAUCUUUAUUUAAAUCAAGCUGAAAAGAAAGAUAAUAGUGAAGAAUUAGCUCGAAGUUUAAGAUUAUUAGAUGGAUUAAUUCAAAAUGUCUCCCUGAAUACUUCUACUGAUGACGAUACCAACAUAAGAGUUGGUAUAAAUCGUGUUCUUUCAAGCUUAGCUACCGACGAAUUAUAUCGUAAGGCUCAAGACGAAGUGAAAUUAUUCAAAAAGCUUGCCGAAGAAGCAACCGCCGAAAGAGAUGACAUGUCAAGACAAUUGUCUAUGGGAGCUGAUGGUUUAAUUACUAAUUUAUCUAAUGAAGUUCGUGAACAAGAAACUGUAUUAUUUAGAACUCGAAAAUUAAAUGAAGAAUUAAGUGAAGAAUUAGAUGAGUUAAAGAAGAAACAUCUUCGUGAAAAGCAACAACAAGAAUUAGAAAUGAGAGAAUUGUUAAUCAUGUUAAAUAAUCAAGCUAAAAUUGAGACUAAACAUAGUAUUGGUGAAAAUGGAAAUGGUAAGACCACAGUCUCAGUUCAAACUACUAAUGCUGAUUUGAUUUCAAAAUUACAAAAACAAAUUAGUCGUAGAAAGGCAGAAUAUAAAGCUGAUAACCGUCAAUUUGGAGCUCAGGUUGAACCAAGUUCAAGAUUAAGAGAAUUAAGAGAUAAAAUGGCUGAUAUUGAAACCAUGGCCAGAGAGUUGGAAAUGACUGAAUUUGAAACUUAUGUCGAGCCAACUAAUAAUAAGAGCCCAUCUGAACCUGAAAUAGAAGAUACUUUAUCAGAUACUUCAGAAGAAUACGAAGAAGCUCAAGAAGAUGUCCAAGAUGAAGAAGAAAUAGAGGAAGAACCAAUAACGGGACCAGCAAGACCAGUAAGAAAAGAUGAUUUGGUCAAAUUAGACAAUUUAAGGAAAAAAUUAGCUUCUCUUCAAAAUGAAUCUAAUGAUAUAAUGAAAUUCAAUAAUAGUGCUAUGUUUAGUAAACAAAAGUUCUUAGCUAUGGAAAGAUUAAGAGAAUUAGAAAAUAACUUUAAAGAUUUUAAUAUUGACUUUAAUUCUGAAGAACAAGACAAUCAUCAACAAUUCAUGUUUGAAACUCCAGAAGAAAUUGAUCCAUCUAUAAAAUCUAAAAUUCAAGAAGAAUUAUAUGAAGUUCAAAAAUUGAAAGCAGAAUUAAAGAAAAAGUUGGCUUCUAUUGAUUCAUCUCCUAAACAAAACAGAGACUCUAAUAGAUUUUCAAGAAUUACACUUGGAAAAUUGGAAGCUAAAUAUGAACAAGGUCAAGUUAAACCUGCUACUAAUAUGGAUAUUGUCAGAGGUUCAGGCUCACCAAUUAGAGAUUAUAAAGACCAUCGUAAAACAGCUAUUGGUGGAAUGGAUCCUAAAUUCUUACAAGAAUUGAAAUCAAAAGUGGCUCAAACUGAUGCUAUUGAUGAUGUCAAAUCAAAUGGUAGACCUCUCAGUCCAGUUAAGAAAGUUGAAGUUCCUGCCCCGCCAAGUAAUGCUGGCGCUGCACCACCACCUCCUCCACCGCCUCCACCAUUGCCUUCACUUUUGGGAGGCAAACCAACAGGUGCUGUUCCUCCUCCUCCACCACCUCCACCACCACCACCACCUAUGCCUGCAUUAUUAUCCGGAAACGGAAGUGGGCCACCACCUCCACCACCUCCGCCUCCUCCAUUCCCCAAAUCAUUAGCUGGAUCUAGUGGUUCAAACGUUCCUCCACCUCCACCACCACCACCUCCAUUCCCAAUGCCAAAUUCUAAACACAAAGCUACUCCAUUACCAGUAGUUUCACAACCUUCUCCAUUUGAUAAUUUCCCAAGACCAAAAAAGAAGUUAAAACAAUUACAUUGGGAUAAAUUCGAUAAUGAUACAUCUAAUUCGUUUUGGCAACAUACUGAAACCAGUACUAUUGCUAAUGAACUUAAAUCAAAAGGUGUAUUUGAUGAAAUUGAAUUAAUCUUUGCAGCCAAAGAAAUCAAAAAAUUGGCAUCUAAGAAAAGAGAAGAAGUUGAUAAAAUCUCAUUCUUAUCUCGUGACCUUGCUCAACAAUUCAGUAUCAAUUUACAUUCAUUUAGUAGUUUAACUGACGAUGAAUUGGUUUCAAAAAUCUUAAGAUGUGACAAAGAUGUUAUUCAAAAUCAUGCAGUUUUAGAAUUCUUAGGUAAAGAAGAAAUGGUCGAAGUAACGAAUUCCUUAGCUAGAAACUUUGAACCAUAUUCUACUGAUUAUAAAGUUGAAAAUCCACCUGCUCCUGAUAAGGAUAAGAAUGAAUUACAAAGACCUGAUAGAAUCUACUUGGAGUUAAUCUAUAAUUUGCAACAUUAUUGGAAAUCAAGAAUCAGAGCUUUAUUUGUUAUGGCCAACUAUGAAAGAGAUUAUGAAGAUUUAGUUAUUAAAUUAAGAUCAAUUGACGAAGUUGUUGCAAAUAUUAGAGAUUCUAAGCAAUUGAAGAAUGUGUUUGAAAUUAUUUUAACUGUGGGUAAUUAUAUGAAUGAUUCUACAAAACAAGCUCAAGGUUUUAGGUUAAGUUCUCUUCAAAGAUUAAGUUUCAUGAAGGAUGAUAAGAAUAGUAUGACAUUCCUUCAUUAUGUGGAAAAUAUUAUUCGUACUCAAUAUCCUGAAGUUUUAAGCUUCAUUGAAGAAUUGGGAAAUUGUACUGAUGUAGCUAAAUUUUCAAUUGAAGGUAUUGAGACUGAUUGUCGUGAAUAUGCCCAAGCUAUAAAGAAUGUUCAAAGUUCAAUUGAUAUUGGUAACUUAAGUGAUUCGUCUAAAUUCCAUCCUCAAGAUAGAGUAUUGAAAGUCGUAUUACCAACCUUAACGAGAGCGAAUAAGAAGAGAGAAUUAUUAGUUGGUCAAGCAUCUUAUACCAUGAAAGAGUUUGAUAAAUUAAUGAGAUACUUUGGAGAAGAUCCUACUGAUUCAUUUGUUAGAAAUAGUUUUAUCUCAAAGUUUUCUAAUUUCUUAAAGGAUUUUAAGAGAGUUCAAGCUGAAAAUAUAAGAAGAGAAGAAGAACUUAGAAUUUAUGAACAAAGAAAGAAAUUAUUGGAAACUCCAAAAUUACCUGUUUCACCAGGUGGAAAUAAAACUGAUGAUGAUAAUGAUGAUUCAAAUAUUAUGGAUUCAUUACUUGAAAAGUUGAAAGCUGCUGGACCACCAAAAGGCGAAUCGACUUCAGCCCGUAAGAGAGCUUUGUUAAAGAAGCAAUUACUAGAAAGUCCUAAUAGACUGUCCACCAAUGUUGGAGAACAAAACUCCCCAGAAAAAAUUAUUGAGGAAUCAGAAACUUCACUCAGUCAAGAUGAGAAUAAUAGUCCUGCUUCUGACGGUAAUGGAGCUGACUUGGAAUCUGACAUCUCUAAGAAGGAUGUUAAUUUAAGAGCCAGAAGUUUAUUAAAAGAACUUAGAGGUGCCAAUGAAGAAGAUUCAUCGGAAAGGGUAUCAGCAGCUCAGAAAUUCAGACUCGAAAGAAGGAAAAAGACACCUACUCUUGAUUUUGAUAGUGAUCCAUCAUCGCCUAUUAGUGAAAGAGCAUCUACAGAUUAAAUUAUUUAGUGAAUGUGAGAAUUGUUACAUUAUAUGA
Scheffersomyces coipomensis is the source of this 6029-nucleotide messenger RNA. It is a transcript of the gene BNI1, whose product is annotated as formin. Gene Ontology annotation, molecular function: actin binding; small GTPase binding. Lineage: Eukaryota; Fungi; Ascomycota; Pichiomycetes; Serinales; Debaryomycetaceae. The transcript has a single exon. Gene Ontology annotation, cellular component: mating projection tip; cell division site; cellular bud neck. The coding region runs from base 443 to 5992 and encodes 1849 amino acids. Gene Ontology annotation, biological process: barbed-end actin filament capping; mitotic actomyosin contractile ring assembly; actin filament bundle assembly. The record is from RefSeq and is a predicted model, not a curated record.